AUGAUUAUAUUGGGAAUCCUAAUUAUUAAAUUAGUAUUUGGAUAUGAAAUUGAUGUGAACACAUUUUCAAAUUAUCUUGAUGUAUAAAUUAAGCAUAUUCAUUUUGAAUGGUUAUUAAAUAUGGAAAAGAAAUAGAUAAAUGCAACAACUAAAUAUUAAUUUUAAGUUAUAGGGGAAUCAAUAAACAAAGUAAAUAACAAAAAUAUAUUAGAUAUGUUUAGAUAUGAAAGAUUUGACAAUCUAUUAAAUUUAUAUGAGCAAUGGUAUUAUUGUUAAGCAUACAGUUGAUUAUCCAUACGCUGAUAGUGAUUAAGGUUAAAGAUUAAAUAUAUUGCUUAAUCGAGAAUAUAAAAGAGAUGAAUUUGUUAUAUUAUCAAUCAAAUACUCAAUAGAUUCUAGGUCUGAAUCAAUAAGUUUUAUGAAUAAAUCGCAAACAUCAACCAAAGGUUAAGAUGGUGUAAAUAUAUUUAGUAAUGCCAUACUUAUUUACAUAAUGUGAAGAUGCUUAUUGUAGAUCUUUAGCACCAUUACAGGAUACACCUGCAAUUAAAUAAACCUAUUCUGCUACAGUAAUCUAAAAAAACAUAGAAGCAACAGAUGUUUUUAUGUCAGCUGAAGAAAGUUAAGAAUAAUUCUGGAUUGAAAAUCAUCCUUAAAUAGAUCCUAAUUUCACUUGGAAAUAUAAAUAUUUUAUAUAAAAGAUUCCAAUACCAAGCUACUUAAUUGCCAUAGUUGCAGGUAAUUUAUAAAAGACACCCACAAGUAAUGGAGGUAGAACCUUUUUGAUUAGUGAGCCUGAUAAAAUUAAUGAAUAUAAAGAAGAACUUAAAGAUAUGGAAUAAUUUUUAUAAGCAAUUGAAUAAUAUAUAGGAUCAUACACUUGGGGAACUUAUACGAUUGUUAUAUUGCCACCUUCUUUCCCUUAUGGUGGUAUGGAAAAUCCAUUAUUAACAUUUGCUAGUCCUACUAUUAUGACAAAAACUGGAAGUGGAUUAUAUGUUGCUAUUCAUGAGAUGGCUCAUUCAUGGUUUGGAAAUACCUUAACAUGUGUUAAUUGGGCAAAUAUGUGGAUUAAUGAAGGAUUUACUGUAUUUUUAGAAAGAAAGGCAUCUUUAUAUUAUUAUCAGGAACCUGAUGAUAUUAAAUUGAAUGCCAUCAUUGGAAAUGCUACUAUGUAUUCAGAUAUUUUAGAUCUUGGUUCUCAUAGUAAUUUUACAUCUCUACAUCCUGAUACUACAGGAAUCAAUCCAUAAUUAUCAAUUACUGAAAUUCCUUAUGAAAAAGGAUUCUAAUUCUUAACAUUUUUAGAAGGAAUUAUUGGAGCAGAAGAUUUUAAAUUUAUGUUAAGGUCUUAUUUGACUACAUAUUAGUAUAAAUCAAUUGACCAAUAAGAAUUCUAACUCUUUUUACUUAGAUAUUUAUAUCAACAACAAGUAGAUAAUUAUUCAACUAAAAGAUAUCAAAUCUUAGAAUAUUGGGAUUCUUGGAUUUAUUAACCUGGAUUACCACCAAUUAUUUUAGAUUUUUCAACUAAUAAACUUAUUGAAACAUAAUAAUACACAAUUUCUUAUAUAAUUGCUAAGGGAAACCAACCAGAUAAUUAUGCCGAAUACUUUAAUUUUUAUCCAUCUCAAAAAAAAAUUUUCUUAGAAGAAUUAUUUAAAAAAGCUCAAAAUAAAGAAUUAGAAUUAAAUGUUAUUGAACAAAUAGACAAAGAUCUAUAAUUAACUAUUGAAAAUGACUAUGAAUUAAAAUUUAGAUGGUUUAAAGCCAUUCUGACUGCUGGAGAUAAAACACGUUUUACUUAAAUUGCAGAAUUCUUAGGAUAAGUUGGUACUUGUGAAAUAUCCUGUCCUGUCUACAAAGCAUUAAAUGAAUUAGAUCAGUAUUAAUUUUUAGUUAUUUAAGCGAAUUUGCAGUUUAAACAUUUACAACUCAUUAUGAAUUCUAUCAUUAAAUAAUAAGAAAUAGUAUUUAAAGUAUUUUAGAAAAGAACCACUAAAUUAUUAAAUGAAUCAAAUGCAC
This is a messenger RNA of Paramecium sonneborni, 2025 nucleotides long. The record is from the annotation of a GenBank genome assembly. NCBI's taxonomy places the organism in Eukaryota, Ciliophora, Oligohymenophorea, Peniculida, Parameciidae.